Messenger RNA from Ilex paraguariensis (yerba mate), 2385 nucleotides. Lineage: Eukaryota; Viridiplantae; Streptophyta; Magnoliopsida; Aquifoliales; Aquifoliaceae. The record is from the annotation of a GenBank genome assembly.
AUGAGUGCUAUACCACCAGAUAUCGGAAAUCUUUACAAUUUGAAGCAAUUAGGAUUGGGUUUCAACAGCCUUAGGGGUGUUACUCCAGAAACGAUUUUCAACAUCACGACAAUACGGGACAUUUAUCUUCAGGACAAUCAUCUUUUAGGCACUCUUCCAUCAAGAAUUGGCCUUUGGCUACCCAAUCUUGAAACAAUUUCACUAGGACAUAAUUACUUCAAUGGAAUUCUUCCCGACUCUAUCUCAAAUGCUUCUAGAAUUUCUAAAAUACAGCUUCAGUUCAACCAUUUCUCUGGUACAAUACCCAAAUCACUUGGUAACCUAGAACUCCUUGACCGUCUUAGCUUGGCAUCAAACAACUUUACUAAAGAAUCUUCAUCAAUGGAGUUAAGCUUCUUCACUACAUUGACAAAUUGUCGACGUCUAAGAAUAUUGUGGAUAUCCUAUAAUCCUUUCAAUGGCUUUCUUCCAGCUUCCAUUGGAAAUCUCUCAAAUUCUAUUGAAUCUUUUGAUUUAGGUUAUUGUGAAAUUAAGGGCAGCAUCCCUAACGAGAUCGGCAGUUUAAGCAGUUUGGCACACUUAAAUCUACAAGGCAAUGACUUGAAUGGAUUCAUUCCGCCGACGAUCAAAGAGUUGUGGAAGCUUCAAGUUUUGCAACUAGAUUAUAACAGAAUACCAGGAUCUAUUCCAAGGGAUCUGUGCUAUUUAAGGAAUAUGGGCCGUCUAGAUUUGAGCAACAAUGGGUUUUCUAACACUGUGCCGAGAUCUUUUGGAGUUCAACUUUUCCUCAAAUUCCUUAUCUGGCUACUUACCCUCAGAAAUUGGAAGUCUAAAGGUUGUGGGAUAAAUAGCUCUAUCGAGAAAUCAAUAUCAUGUGUUGUCCCUAGCACAAUUGGGGCCCUACAAUAUCUUUCGACUCUGUUAUUAGCAGAUAACAAAUUGCAAGGACCUCUUCUUGAGUCAGUUGGCAAUUUGAUAAGCCUAGAGUUCUUGGAUUUGUCUCAUAACUGUAUCUCUGGAACGACUCCAAAGUCCUUAGAGGUGCUUUUGCAUCUUAAAUACCUUAAUGUAUCUUUCAAUAAAUUAAGAGGAGAAAUUCCAAAUGUUGGACCUUUUGCAAACUUCACUUAUCUAUCUUUUAUGUCAAAUGAAGAUUUGUGUGGUGCUCCUAGAUUGCAUGUGCCUCUAUGCAAACCUAGUGCUCUUCAAAGAUCAAGGAAGAAAAGAGUGCUUCUAGUUGUAUAUGUCUUGCUAGCGUUUGUGACAACAAUUCUUGCCUUGACUUUAAUAUUCGUUUUAAUCAGACGACAAAGGAGAAAUAACAUCCUGAUUGAAAACGAUUAUUCACCUGCAAUAGCCCAUGGAAGAAUUACAUACUAUGAACUUCGACGAGCAACUCACGAGUUCAAUGAAAACAACUUGCUUGGCAGGGGCAGCUUUGGUUCAGUUUACAAAGGGAUCCUUACAGAUGGGACACAACUAGCCAUAAAAGUAUUCAAUUUGCAACUCGAAGGAGCAUUCAGGAGUUUUGAUACAGAAUGUGAAGUAUUGCGCAAUCUUCAGCACCGAAAUCUUACCAAAGUCAUCAACAGUUGUUCUAAUCUUGUCUUCAAAGCAAUAGUGCUUGAGUAUAUGCCCAAUGGAAGCCUAGAAAAGUGGUUGUAUUCCCCCAACUAUUUCUUAGACAUAAUGAUAGAUGUGGCACUUGCAUUGGAUUAUCUCCACCAUGGUUACUCAAUUCCCGUGGUUCAUUGUGACUUGAAGCCUAGCAAUCUCUUGUUAGAUGAACAUAUGGUUGCACAUGUAAGUGAUUUUGGCAUUGCCAAAUUACUGGGUGAGGAGAGUAUUGCACUAACCAAGACUCUGGCUACAUUGGGGUACAUUGCACCAGGUGAUGCUUUUAACUUUUUAAUUUGUACUUAUUUGCACUUGGAUUCUCUUUUCCACUUUGAUUUUUUUAGGGGGGGGGGGGCGCGAAUAAAUCUUACGAGUGUUAUUAUUUUUCAAAUGAAUCGUAUGAUGGAUGCAGAGUACGGAUUGGAAGGAUUAGUCUCUACAAUGUGUGAUGUUUACAGCUAUGGCAUUUUGUUGAUGGAGACUUUUACAAGGACAAAACCCUGUGAUGAAAAGUUUGGUGGAGAUUUGAGCCUCAAGCAGUGGGUGAAUGAUUUACUAGCAAAUUCCAUAAUCCAAGUUAUCGAUGCCAAUUUAGUAAGGUCAGAGGAUGCAAACUUGAACGUGAAGGUGCAAUGUGUGUCAUCCAUUAUGGAAUUGGCUUUGAAAUGCUCUGCAGAGCCACCUAAAGAGAGGAUUAGCACGAGGGAUGUUGUAGCAGCUCUUCAAAAGAUCAAACUUCAAUUUCUUGCAAAGUGCAAAAGGCUUUGA